AUGUUUAGAUCCUAGCCGAUAGUAGAGAAACCAAAGAUCAGGUGUGAAACCAUAGACGUGGUGAUGAGAUCUAAGGAUUCUAUUCCAGAGGAGACCUAUUCCCAAAGAUUAAAGAUAAUAAAUUAGAGAGUAUGUGUUGUUAACACUUUCAAUCGUAUCAUCAAUGUGGACAGAGUGGGACACAGACUGCAAAGGGGCUAGCUCUUGAGGCACUUGAGGGAAUUCUACAGUCAGAUCAUUGUCGAACAGAUCAAUAGAGUUCUAAAAGUGCCAGAUACGUUGACACUGCAGAUGUACGAAUAACUAGUAAUCUCAUUAUAACAAUUGGACAGAAAGCAAUACCUGAAUCUCUGCUUUCAAAUAUACGAUUUAUCAGGACAAGGUGUAAUCACUAGUACAAACUUGCUCUCUAUCCUUUCAGUAGAGAAGAAUACUUCAAUUAUUGAGAAUGACAUUCUCACUAUGAUUUAACUUCGGUCGAGUCUACUUAAGUCAUAGUUGGAUAAGAGUGAAUCAUCCAGGUUACCUAAACUUAGAACCAUCGUAAUCAACCACAAAAGAACUUCCAAGGGCAAACGGAUGAUGAUCUCUCAAGUCGAGGAUGAAGUAGAUCAAAUUGUUAUACAUCCCAUUAAUAGAUUGAAACUCAUUGAUAAAAAUCAGUUUUUCAAGAUCUGGAAUGACCAAAUCCCUGGAAUAAUUUAAGACCUCUUCAAAAACUUGAAUGAUUAUUAUUAUUAAUGA
This is a messenger RNA of Paramecium tetraurelia, 744 nucleotides long. RefSeq lists its product as uncharacterized. The transcript has a single exon. The record is from RefSeq and is a predicted model, not a curated record. Lineage: Eukaryota; Ciliophora; Oligohymenophorea; Peniculida; Parameciidae.